Molecule: messenger RNA, 1629 nt
Organism: Humulus lupulus (European hop)
Lineage: Eukaryota; Viridiplantae; Streptophyta; Magnoliopsida; Rosales; Cannabaceae
Product: E3 ubiquitin-protein ligase PUB23-like
Exons: 1
Coding region: 155-1411 (418 amino acids)
Biological process (GO): protein ubiquitination
Molecular function (GO): ubiquitin protein ligase activity
Source: RefSeq, a predicted model, not a curated record
AAUCCAUAUUCAACUCCAACUUCUUCAAACAAAUUCACAUCUCUCUAAUCAGAUCUUACCCAAAGAGAAAAUAAUUCUCUCGAAGAACUAACAAACAGUUUGCUAGAUCUCAAGGUUCAUCGAUACUACUGUCACUACUUAUUUAAACAUUAUUAUGGAUGAGAUUGAAGUUCCUUCAUUCUUUCUCUGCCCAAUCUCACUAGAAAUCAUGAAAGAUCCGGUGACCCUCUCGACGGGGAUCACCUACGACCGAGAAAGCAUCGAGAAAUGGUUGUUUUCUGGGAAAAAUGAGUUUUGCCCAGUAACCAAACAGCCCAUUCCCGACUCUGAGUUGACCCCAAACCAUACUCUCCGACGUCUGAUACAAGCUUGGUGCACCAUGAACGCGUCACACGGAAUCGAAAGGAUUCCGACUCCAAAACCGCCAGUCAACAAGACCCAGAUAAUCAAACUCAUCAACGAUGCCAAAUCUCCUCAGUCUCAGAUCAAAUGCCUCCGGAGACUUCGGUCAAUCGCCGCCGAAAGCGAAACCAAUAAACGUUGCUUGGAAGCCGCCGGCGCCGUUGACUUCUUAGCCUCUUUGAUAGGAAACAACGACUACAUGAAUCACAACGAAGAAAACGACAUGUCGUUUACUGAACACUUCGCGAGAGCCAGCGACGAAGCCCUGUGCAUAUUAAACAACCUCCAACUCUCCGAAACAGUGCUCAAGAAUCUCAUGGCGAGAAACCUAGGGUUAGUGGAAUCCUUAACCAAGGUCAUGCAACGUGGGACUUGCGAGUCGAGAGUUCAUGCAGUGGUGUUAUCGAAAUCACUACUCGAAGUUGCUGACCCGAUGAAAAUAAUCGGGUUGAGAGCCGAGUUCUUCGUCGAGUUAGUCCAAGUUUUGAAGGACCAAGAUCAGGUUUCACGGACAGCUUUUAAAGCAGCGCUCCAGCUCUUGAUCCAGCUCUGCCCUUGGGGGAGAAACCGGAUCAAGGCCGUUGAAGCCGGGGCUGUACCAGUCUUGAUUGAGCUUCUCUUGGAGACUAACUCCUCUGAGAAGAGGCGGUGCGUGGAAGUGGCCAUGGCAGUGCUUGACUUGCUUUGCGGCUGCGCUGAGGGCCGUGCUGAGUUCCUACACCACAGCGCAGGGUUGGCCAUGGUGUCAAAGAAGAUACUUAGGGUUUCGCAAGUGGCGAGCGAGAAGGCUGUUAGGAUUCUCUACUCGAUUUCCAAGUUUUCAGCCACUACCGGAGUUUUGCAGGAAAUGCUGCAGCUGGGAGUGGUGGCCAAGCUUUGUUUGGUGCUUCAAGUUGAUUGUGGAAGCAAGACCAAAGAGCGGGCAAGAGAGAUUUUGAAAUUGCAUGCUAGGACAUGGAAGAAGUCCCCUUGUGUGCCUACCAACUUGCUUUCUUCAUAUCCAGCUUAGAGAACUUAACAAAGAGAACAAAAUUAGUCUCUUCACUUAAUUUCUCAAUUUUGGUUUUCCCCCCUUUUGAUAAUUAGUGUGUAUAUAAAUAUUGAUUGGGAAUUGGAUAUAUACUCUGGAAAAUAAAUAAAAAAUUGUUUCUUUAACUCCCCUCAUGUAUUUGGGGAGUUCAUAAUAAUAAAAUGAUCAUCAAAUUGAUCGUAUAUAUUCCUCUUCUA